UGAAGAGAGAGAGAGAGGAGAGAGAAGAGGGCUGUGUUUGGGAGACGGGAAGAGAGAGCUUGGCUAUGGCUGAAUCAAUCGACGCCGUCUCCCUUGAUAUGGAGAAGAUCUAUCUGGGUGGAAAGUGAGGUGUGUUUUGAGACUGAGUUCCCUGAAAAAGGUGUUAGUGCACAUGGGAAGCUCUUUGGGGAAUAAAGUUAUCUGGAAAAGCUGGAUUCCUGGAUUUCCUUCUCUUACUUGGACAAUAUAGAUGAGACAGGCCAGAUAUCUCCCAAGUAAUAAAGGCUAUAUGGAACAUUUUAUUCGAACUGGCUGUGGUUCUGUGUCUGUUAUAGUUUAUGGAGACCAAGAUAAGCCGGCACUUAUCACGUAUCCUGAUUUAGCUCUAAAUCAUAUGUCUUGUUUCCAAGGGUUAUUCUUUUGUCCUGAAGCAGCUUCUUUGCUGCUCCACAACUUCUGCAUAUACCAUAUUAGUCCUCCUGGUCAUGAGUUAGGAGCUGCUUCGAUUAGUCUUGAUGAUCCUGUGCCUUCUGCUGAUGACUUGGCAGAUCAGAUCCUUGAGGUUCUAAACUUUUUCGGGCUUGGUGCAGUUAUGUGCAUGGGAGUGACGGCGGGUGCUUAUAUCCUUUCCCUAUUUGCUAUGAAAUAUAGGGAACGCGUUCUUGGUUUGAUACUUGUAUCCCCAUUAUGCAGAGCACCAUCUUGGACUGAAUGGUUUUAUAAUAAGGUGAUAUCAAACAUGCUAUAUUUCUAUGGCAUGUGUGGUUUGUUAAAGGAGUGUUUACUUCAGCGUUACUUCAGUAAGGAGGUUCGUGGUAGUGCUGAAGUUCCAGAGUCGGAUAUAGUUCAAGCAUGCAGAAAAUUAUUGGAAGAGAGGCAGAGUUCAAAUGUUUGGAGAUUUCUUCAAGCAAUUAAUAGGAGACCUGACAUAACUGAAGGAUUGAAGUCACUAAGGUGUCGCACUCUCAUUUUUGUUGGGGAUAGCUCUCCUUUCCACUCUGAGGCUCUCCACAUGACCUCAAAGUUGGAUAGAAGAUAUAGUGCCUUAGUAGAGGUCCAGGCUUGUGGAUCGAUGGUGACAGAGGAGCAGCCACAUGCAAUGUUGAUACCCAUGGAGUACUUCUUCAUGGGGUAUGGUUUGUACAGACCGUGUCAUUUCAGCGAGAGCCCAAGGAGCCCACUCAGCCCAUCUUGCAUCUCCCCUGAGCUUCUCUCCCCGGAAAGCAUGGGUCUGAAGCUAAAACCAAUCAAGACCCGUGUUUCGCUCGGAUUAUAACAUGGUAGAAGGAAAGAAUUCAAAUGGAAAUAACGCAAGGUGAUCGAUCCAGCUGUGAAUGUGAUUCAGAAGUUGCUUCAUUUUUUAGUUCUUUGUUCAAAUUUUUUAUUAUUUAAGAAGAGGGUAGAAGCUCGCAUGCGGCUGGAGGGAGGAGCGGUUGUAGAUACAGAAAGGGGAGGAAUAUAUCGUAUCAUAUCAUAUAUUAUAUAGGAAGGGGAGGAGACUUCCUUCAUUCUUUUGUAGUCACUCAUAAUGGAAAAUCAUUCCUUUGAGCUGUCUCUGUCUGUCUGUAUAUUCUAUGAACACUUUGGAGGAUUGAAUUUUAUUUAUGAUGACGAGAAAUCAAUAAUAAAGGGGGAAACCUUCCCAUUCAUUCA
This is a messenger RNA of Rosa rugosa (rugosa rose), 1653 nucleotides long. Its product is annotated as protein NDL1-like. The transcript is spliced from 12 exons. Bases 251 to 1276 code for a protein of 341 amino acids. The record is from RefSeq and is a predicted model, not a curated record. NCBI's taxonomy places the organism in Eukaryota, Viridiplantae, Streptophyta, Magnoliopsida, Rosales, Rosaceae.